Messenger RNA from Peromyscus eremicus (cactus mouse), 1855 nucleotides. It is a transcript of the gene Cfap184, whose product is annotated as coiled-coil domain containing 96. Gene Ontology annotation, cellular component: axoneme; ciliary basal body. Gene Ontology annotation, biological process: cilium assembly. Lineage: Eukaryota; Metazoa; Chordata; Mammalia; Rodentia; Cricetidae. The record is from RefSeq and is a predicted model, not a curated record. Bases 79 to 1806 code for a protein of 575 amino acids. The transcript has a single exon.
GCGCGCGCCCUGGUUGCCCCGGGAAACCUAACAGCAAGCUGCAGCAGUCCUCAGACCCGAGACAGCAGCAGGUCGAGCAUGGACAGCCACGACGGGGACACCGAAGGCGAAGGAAAAGCCGAAGAAGGCCUGACUAAGAAGCCUUCCGAGACCAGGGUCACCUUCGAUCCUCAGAUCCCGGCCGACCCUGCGGAGCCAGAGUUGGAGCCGGAGCCGGCAUCGGAAACGGAGUCAGAGCCUGGACCAGAGAGCCAGCCGGUUGCGGACGAACCCAAAGCAGAGGCUUCAGAGGGGAGCGAUUACGCGCAUGCCGAGGUCCCGGAAAGUCUGGAGGCCGCCGAGGCUGCGGGCGAGGCAGUAGAGGCAGCGAGUGAGGCCGUGUCCCAAGAGCCAGAGAGUCUGCCAGAGUCUGAGACCAAGCGGGAGUCCAAGGAGAGGGGCGAGGACGAGGACGAAGACGACGAUGAAGACGAGGACGAGGACAAGGACGAGGACGAGGAACCCGACCAGCCUGAGAAGCAGGAUAAGGUGAAGAGGGUGAAGAGCAAGGAGUCACGGUUCCGCCCCCAGCUGCCACUGACCACGAUCGUCGAGGAGGCGGCUGCUCCAGCCCCACGGGCUGAGAGAGAGAAAGCAAAGGAGUCAGAGCAGAAGCGAGGUAGCGAGGAGAUCGAGGGGACAGGUCGACAACGACACAAGAAAGGCAAAGACCAGCAUCUUCAACCUGGAGAUGAGGAGGAAGAGGAGGAUGAUGAGGACUACGAAGACUUUGAGUGGUCUGCGGAUUUUCGGAAGCUGCAAGAGCAGCAGCUGCGCGGUGAGCUAGUGGACCAGUACCACGCCUUGCUGGUGGAGCGGAGCCGGUACCAGCGCUACAAUGUGUACCUACAGCAGAAGAUCUCAGAGGCGCUACGCAAGAAGGGCAUGGAACCAGCUGAACCCGCGGACAAGGGCGCGGGACCAGACUCUCCCGAGAAAGAGCAAGCAUACUUGCGCUAUCUGGCCAUGCUGGAGGAACUGAAGAAACAAGAAGCGGACGACCUAGAGUGGUACCGCGAGGAGGUGCGUGAGAUGAAGCAGCAGUGCCAAGAGAAGCAGGCCAGGGUGGAGAAAGAGUGGCGGCGCUUCCAGGCCCUCAAGAAGCAGGUAGUGAUGCAGGUCAUGGGCAGCUGCCGCAUGCGCGGUGGGCGCCAGGCGGCUCUGAGAGAGGUGGAACAGAUCCAGGCGCUGGAGGAUAAAAAGGAGAAGGAGAUGAGCGCAGUGCGUCUCGAGAACGUGCAGCUGAAGCAGAGCCUGGUACACUUUGAAACCAGGAUGAAGGCCCAGGAGGACUUGGCUGAGGGGCUGCUCCUCAUCGACUUUGAACAGCUCAAAAUUGAGAACCAGACCUUCAACGAGAAAGUCGAGGAACGAAACGAGGAACUUUUAAAACUGCGCACUAAGGUGACCAGCAACGUGCAGAUUAUAACCCAUGUGAAGGAAAAGCUGUCUUUCAUAGACACAGAGAACGCAUGCAAAAAGGCACAACUUUUGGAAAUCGAGGCCCAGGUGGCCCUAGGAAGAGACCUAUUGACAAAGACGAAGCAAGCCCGAGACAGCCUGCGAACUGACAACAUUAGGCUGAAUCAGAAAUCUGGGCUUCUGGGUAAGGAAUCACUGCUCCGAGACUUUGAGGAAAAGGUGGAGAGGACAGAGUAUCUCAACAAGCGUCUGGAAUCCCUGAAGCGCAUUCACGCGGGGCUCACCUUGUCCUGCAAGGGGGUGAAGCAAAAGAUCAGAGAAGCCAAAACCUUCCUCCCCUCUUGACAGUCCUUGACAGGACAGUUGGCAAAACCUCCAAAACUCUCGUCUGCCC